Molecule: messenger RNA, 1873 nt
Organism: Indicator indicator
Lineage: Eukaryota; Metazoa; Chordata; Aves; Piciformes; Indicatoridae
Gene: DDX52
Product: DExD-box helicase 52
Exons: 15
Coding region: 1-1854 (617 amino acids)
Biological process (GO): maturation of SSU-rRNA
Cellular component (GO): 90S preribosome
Molecular function (GO): nucleic acid binding; ATP binding; RNA helicase activity
Source: RefSeq, a predicted model, not a curated record
AUGGAGGCUCACGAUCUGUUUCGGCGCUUAGGUGCCGGUGCUCGCUUCGAUGUCCGGCGAUUCGGGGAAGAUGCGAGGCGAUUCGGGGUGAUAAAAGGGAGCGUGGGCAGCGUCUCGCUGGAGAGCCUCGACUUCUUCGGCCGCAAGGAGGAAGCCCCUUUGGGGUCCGGCGAGGAGGGCUGGGGGCUCGAAGGGGCUGGAGAGCAGCAGGAGCAGGAUGGAGUGCGGAAAAACAAGGGAGAGGUGGCGGGAAAGAGAAAAAGAACUGCAGAAAGCAAUGAAGGAAAAAGAAAAAAGAAGAAGACAGGAGAAGCAGCACCAAUGCCAGAGCUGUCAGAAAGCAAUGGAAUAAAGUGGAUGUCCUCUCUGGAAGCAAAAUUUGAAGAUCCAAAAGACAAAAAGCCAACCGCAGAAAAACUGGAACGCUUGAGGAGAGAAAAGAUAAACCGCUUCAGAAAUAAGCACAGAAUCAGUGUGCAGGGGACAGAUCUUCCUGACCCCAUUGCCACCUUUGAUCAGCUUCAAAAGGAAUACAACGUCCACCCUAAAAUCAUGGAGAACAUCCAAGCUGCUGGUUUCCAGGUCCCAACACCAAUCCAGAUGCAGGCUAUUCCUGUCAUGCUCCAUGGUCGGGAACUUCUAGCUUCAGCUCCUACUGGGUCUGGAAAAACUCUUGCAUUUUGUAUUCCUCUCUUAACUCAUCUGAAACAACCCAGGAACAAAGGAUUCAGAGCUCUGAUCAUAUCACCCACCCGAGAGCUUGCUAGCCAGACACACAGGGAGCUGGUGAAGCUGGCUGAGGGGACUGGCUUCAGGAUACACAUGAUCCACAAGGCAGCUGCAGCAGCAAAGAAGUUUGGGCCCAAGUCUUCUAAGAAAUUUGACAUUCUAGUGACUACUCCCAACAGACUCAUCUAUUUGCUGAAACAAGAUCCUCCAGCAGUGGAUUUGUCCAGUGUGGAGUGGCUGGUGGUGGAUGAGUCAGACAAACUGUUUGAAGAUGGGAAGUCAGGGUUCCGAGACCAGCUGGCCUCCAUCUUCCUGGCCUGCACAUCCCCUCUGGUGAGAAGAGCCCUGUUCAGUGCCACCUUUGCCCAUGAUGUAGAGGAAUGGUGUAAACUCAACCUCGACAGCCUUGUUCUGGUGUCUGUUGGAGCAAGAAACUCUGCAGCAGAGACAGUGGAACAAGAGCUGUUGUUUGUUGGAUCUGAGACAGGAAAGCUAACAGCUAUGAGAGAGCUUGUCAAAAAGGGUUUUGCUCCUCCAGUCCUUGUUUUUGUCCAGUCUAUUGAGAGGGCUAAAGAGCUUUUCCAUGAACUGAUUUAUGAAGGCAUCAAUGUGGAUGUCAUCCAUGCAGACAAAACCCAGCAACAGAGAGAUAAGGUGGUGCACAGCUUCAGAGCUGGGAAGAUCUGGGUGCUUAUCUGCUCAGCCUUGCUAGCUCGAGGGAUUGACUUCAAAGGAGUGAAUAUGGUCAUCAAUUACGAUUUGCCAACAAGUGCAGUGGAAUACAUCCACAGGAUAGGUCGCACAGGGAGGGCAGGGCACCGGGGCAGAGCAGUCACCUUCUUCACAGAGGAUGAUAAACCUUUGCUGCGGAGCAUAGCCAACGUGAUUCAGCGAGCUGGCUGUCCUGUGCCAGACUACAUCAAGCACCUGCCAAGGCUGCAAAGCAAACAAAAGAAGAAGUUCAUUAAGAAACCACUGACGAGAGAAUCCAUCUGUACCACCCCUCAGUGCUUCUUGAAAAAGGGCAAAAGAAAAAUGAAAACUGCAAAGGAAAAUAUUAAGGAAAAAAAGAAAGUUAAAGAAGGUAAAAAUGGCAAUAAAUCAGAGACUGCUUCACAAAGCUGAACAGCAACAGGCUGCUCUG